Molecule: messenger RNA, 378 nt
Organism: Symbiodinium necroappetens
Lineage: Eukaryota; Dinophyceae; Suessiales; Symbiodiniaceae
Source: the annotation of a GenBank genome assembly
AUGGCCCAGCUGCUCCGAUCUGAGCUCGACUUCCCGCCAGAUGACAUCAUCUUUGACUGCCUCAUCACGCUGUUGGGUUCCCAUGGCAUCAGAGCUUCCCCCAAGGACUUCAUCGAUGCUGUGGCAGAGGUGAGGCGGACUUGCCCGGGUGUGAGCUGUGUCGCCGGUGACGUGGGGAAAGCGCUAGCCAGCUUGGUCGCAAGCUGCAGGCCUGUGGGCCGACGGCCUGGAGGACAGUGGCCAGCCGCACAGCGGUGCAUGCUGCGGAUGCAAGGGAGCCGACCCGAAGCAUGUGCACGUGGUCAUGAACCAUGCGGUAGACGCCAGCAUCUCUCCAGGCCCUGCUACUUGCAGCCAGUGCUGGAAGGGAAGGUGUGA